This is a messenger RNA of Ictalurus furcatus (blue catfish), 3888 nucleotides long. RefSeq names its product galectin-3-binding protein A. Gene Ontology annotation, cellular component: membrane. NCBI's taxonomy places the organism in Eukaryota, Metazoa, Chordata, Actinopteri, Siluriformes, Ictaluridae. The record is from RefSeq and is a predicted model, not a curated record. Gene Ontology annotation, molecular function: protein binding. Bases 271 to 2004 code for a protein of 577 amino acids. The transcript is spliced from 6 exons.
AUAGGCGCAUUCUCUGUCUCAACAAGUUUUAUUUUGAACAACCCCAACUUCCAAAAUGUUGUUGGUAAAGGAUGUAAUUUGAUCUCAGCACUUUGUUUGGACAGGCUAGACAUAACUUCUGGAAUAAACGCACCUCCUUCUUUAUGCUUUCUGUGAAAUGAAACUUAGUGCAGCACAGUCCUCAGACUGAACACUGGUGGACCUAUACAAAAGAGAUCCCAUGACAUAAGUUUCAUUACUCCUUCUUAUUACUCUUAAGUUUCUCCUAAAAUGGUGUCAUCUAGAAUUUGCUUUGUCAUCUGGACUCUGCUGUCUCUUCAUGUUACACAGGGCUGGAAUCUAUUUGAUGUCCAGAAAAAGGGACCACCUCGUGAGGGUGGAUUGCGGUUGGUGGGAGGUGACCUGCCCAAUAAAGGUCGUGUGGAGGUGUACCAUGAUGGCCAGUGGGGGACAAUCUGUGAUGAUGAUUGGGACCUGAAUGAGGCCCAGGUAGUGUGCCAGCAGCUUGGUUUCCCUGGAGCUGUCUCAGCCAUAGCAGGAGGAACAUAUGGAGAAGGUUCUGGUCCUAUUUGGCUUGAUGAUAUGAAAUGCAAGGGAUCAGAGAGCUUUUUGUCCAGCUGUCACUUUAAAGGCUGGAGUGUUACUGACUGUACUCACAAAGAGGAUGCAGGGGUGGUCUGUGAAAGUGGAGAAGAUAUGGACAACAACCAUAUGUUCAAAAUGGACCACAGCCUGGGCCUCUCUGAAGAGCUUGGGAGACUUUUUGAUAGUGGGGACAACUGUGAUUUCAAUAUUCUGGUCCGUGACCCCAGUGAAGACCAAGCUGGACAGAACACAAUUUGUGUCCAUGGGCUAAUUUUCUCUCUCUACCCUCAGUUUAAUAUCUCUAAUAGUUCCAACAACCUCACAGUUGAAAUUAGCCAAACCUGCCAUCCCCAUAUCUCCAGCUUCUUAAGGUAUCUGUACACACGCAAGGUUGACGUCACCAUCUCUUCAGCCCAGUGCCUACACCAGCUAGCUUAUAUCUAUCAGUUGCAGCAGCUUUUGGAGGAGAUAGGCAAAGUCUUUACUUCGUUCCUUCCUCAGGACAGUACUUUCCGUACCCAAGUGUCCCUGUAUGAGUACGGUGUCCGUUCAAAGGACAUGCUGCUUCAGGAAAAUGUUCUUCAGUACCUCUCCUGGAAUUUUGAAUUUCUUGUUGACGCUCCAGUAUGGAAAACUGUCUCCAUACACAUGAUGAAGGCACUUCUGUCUCGUUCAGACUUAGUGGUGAAGGAUGAGUUUUUUGUGCUUCAGGCCCUAGAAGACUCAAUCAAAGAGAAAGGAGAGACAGUUAGUUUAGAAGACAAGGUCAACCUACUGAGUCACAUUCGCUUCUCCAUGAUUCCAGUAGAAAAACUUUAUGAUAUUCAGUUCAGCUCAGGCAUGUACCAAAGCAAUGAAGCAUUUUACCAAAGGGCUUUGCUGAAAGGCUUCCUAUUCAAUACACUGCCUUUCUCAAAGAUCAAAGAGCGUUUUAAUAACUUUGAAGACUAUCUGCCCAGGAUCUACACUUCUGAGCCAUGGAGCACUGUCAUCAAUUACACUUCCAACAUUGGCUCUAACAAUUACCGUGGCCAUCAUUAUAAUUAUGGGUAUAAUUCUGGCUAUAAUUCUGUCUCAUUUAUGACUCCUGCCCAUAACAGUGUGAUUUACAAGCACCAAACAAUUAAUUGGUUAGUGCAGGUUCUUCAAAAUAGUUGGGAAUGUUCUAACCAAGGUUUCUCUUGUGACUCUUUGCCUGUAGCGAGACUCUAUAGCCAAAACAGCCUGAAUAAUUAUGAGCACACUAUUCGCUUCAACAACAAGCUGAUUCUCUCAUGUGGGGCUGAAAACAUUGUGUUCCAUGUCCAAGAUUUUAAAAGUGGCAAAGCUAUAGUUCCAACCAACAGCAGUAUGGGUCUGCCCCAUCCCUGCCCUAAUGAGUAUAGCUUUACUUUUGUUGUGCGUCCAGAGUACAUCUGAUUACAUUCUCCUGCACAUGGGUCUCUGCUAGCAUUUUUGUUAAAAUUUUUCUAUCAAAUUAUUAGCAUGUCAAUGUUAGUGAUUUCUUUUAGUAAUUCAGUAAAAAUUUCCUAUCUGUUAAUGUGAAAAAAAUCAACAUGAUCAAAUUAAAGGUUGCUGAACUUCAGCAUGCAAACUCUGUAAGUCUAUUGACUAAUGUUUUCAAUCAUUGUGUUAUUGUAGACCAGUACUUGGCCAAAGACCUGUCCUUUGCAUUUAAAAUAAUAUAAAGUAUGAUGUACAAGAAAAGACAAUGCACACACUGUAUAAGCACAUAAAUUACAAAAUAAUACAUUAUACAGUUUACAGGACAUUAUACAAAAAAAUAUUAAAGUACAAUAGACUUAUACAUAAGACACGUAUUGAUAUAGAUCUCAUGGUGAUAAAGAAAGAAAGAUUUUAAAAAAAAAUGGGGUUUACCAAGGUAAAACAUGGGGGAGUCAUGGCCUUUAAAUCUUAGGAUCAUGUAAUGAAAAAGAGCAAUUGCUUGCAAGGUCUAAUAGGUGAAACAGUGGCUGAGGAUGUUGGAGAAAUAAAUUAGUGCCUGUCACAAAACAAAUCAUAACGUUUCAAAAUCUAAUUUUGAAGUUAAUAUAAAGUUUUACAUGACGACAUUGACAGGUGGAAUAGGGAUAAAUAUUGAACCUCUUUUGAGUGAAAGUCAGCAGCCUAAUAUUGUGAGGUAGAGGGAGGGGAAGAUUUUGGUGAUACUUUGUUUAAGGAACACAAAAUUAUUCAUUAAGGUUUUGUUAUUUGUUAUUUAAAAAAAAAAAGGUUUAUUCAGUGUGCAUUAGACUUCAUUAAUAAAUACAUGUACUCUAUGAAAAACCAGUCAUCUUCUCAAUAGCAUUUCUUAUGUGGUUUUCACACUUGGGGCUGUUUAAGCCCAGAGUUUGUUAUGAUUGGUGAAGUGUGAAUGCUGUUUUAGUGGCUGGAAGAGAUUUAGAGACCCAACCUGCAUUCUUAAAAUUAAAGAUUCUUCAAUGGUUCUUUACAGCACCGUAGGUUCUGCAAAGAACAUUCUUGUUGUCCAGAACCAUUUUUCAUUGUAUAGGGCUCUUGAGUUGAGCUAUAUUGUCCGUUGGAGAUUAAAGAAGUUCUUGAUGUUUCAUUAUAGAUGAUUCAGAGCGGUGUACUGGUUCUUCAAGGUAAGGUAUCAUUCCUUAACAGAUUAAAGUGAACCCCAGGUUCUUGGUGGGACUGGAAAAGGUUCUCCUAACAUCACUGUUAAGAUCCUUACUUUGGUUCCUUAAAGCACUAACUAAGGGUUUUUUUUAAGAGAACUUGGUUCCUUGGAGCACUGCUGUGAAGAACCAUUGCUGGGUUCUUUAAAGCACCAGUAAAUAGAUAAAAGGUUAUUUGUGCAAUUUGAAAGGGUUCUCCUAUGGCAUCAGGCUAAAAAUCCAUUUUAGGUUCUAAUUGGAACCUUUAUUUUUAAAAGUGUGGUCCUCUUAAAAAUGGUUGUCUGGGGUUUGUUUCAACCAAACUAACAUAUUAUUUUUUUAAGUAAUGAAUAAGCAUAAUGCCUACCAUUUUUCAAACUUGAAUGCACAAGUAUUUGAGAUAAUUGUGAAAACGCCCUUUGUUUAACCAAGUUGUUUGCAAAACUACUACUACUGCUACUACUACUACUAACUUGUUCGCAAAAAACUAGCAACUUAAAUAACACGGUAGGCUCAAUAUCGUAGAUCUUGAUGGCAUAGCGAAGAAAUGUAUGCUAAACUGAUGCAGCUAAAAUUGGGUCAACUUUAAACUCUGUGUUUAGUUGAUGAAUGAAAUCAUAUUGUGCAAACACAAAAGGCCUAUUGUAAUCAGAUACUUGUGAAUUUUUAAUGAUUAGAGGUU